AUGCCUGUCCGUGGCAAACGUCCCGCUCAGGCUGUGGUCGACCUGACGCAUGAUGGUCAAGAAAAUGCCCAUCGUCCGGCCAAAAUUGGCCGAACAAGUCAAACGAACAGCAGUGCUCCAUUGGCGAAUGUGACGAAUGGCCAGCGUUUUGGGCAAGAUAUCGAUUAUAUCUCGCUCAGUCAGAUGGAUGACGACGACUUCAACAGUAUUGUUCCAGCCACCCAAGCUGGUGAUGAUCUGGACCUGAAUUCAUUUCAACUCUAUGGCUGUAUCAAUACAAAAAUUGUGGGAGUCAGGUUCUACAGUGGAUACGCUUCAUCGGGCGAACGUGUUACACUUCAGAGGGAGCCGGACAACAAAUACGAUCGAAAUGCUAUCAAAGUCUUAAACGUCAUGGGUGCUCAGAUAGGCCACAUACCUCGGAACGUGGCCUCCGAUUUGGCAAAAUAUCUGGAUUCUAAAAGUUUGGUCAUCGAGGGCAUGCUGACUGGUAGUAUUGGGUCAUACGAUUGUCCUAUCGCCCUCACCCUGUAUGGCCCCUCAGAUCUUAUUCGGAAAGAUCAGGUGAGAACUCAGAUGCGAGCGGACAGGCUGCCACUCACUGAGCUCAUCCGUAUCGAGCAAGACAGUGCACGAAAAGAAUGGCAACGACAAAAGGCACUAAUGGAAGUAGACAAACAGCGCCUUCUUGGUAACAAACGGGGUAGUGGCGGGUAUCCCACCCUCCAAAGGCCCAAACAAGCAAUGGAGUCUACAAGCCUGGAAGAUCUCGUUCAACAAAGCAGCUCCAUUAAUGCUCAUAGAGUGGAUCAAGCUGUGGAGAGAUUUGGCAAUACCGAAGUCGAUCUUGCCAACAUGCCAAUGGCCGAGACGCCAUUUGGCAUGAAGACGCAGCUGCUAUCGUACCAACGGCAAGGGCUGGCUUGGAUGCUUGAGAAGGAAUCGCCUAAAUUGCCUGAGGUAGGCGCCAAAGACGUGCAGCUCUGGAAAAAGGAGCAUGGUAGGUAUAAAAACAUUGCUACCAACUACGCGACUAGCACACCUCCUCCUCUUGCAAGCGGUGGUAUACUUGCAGACGACAUGGGUCUUGGCAAGACAAUCCAAACUAUCUCCUUGAUAAUGGCCAAUUCAAAUGCCGAUGGCAAUGGAAUCACAGCGCCGACUCUUAUUGUUAGUCCAGUUGGUGUCAUGAGUAAUUGGAAGCAGCAAAUUGAAAUGCAUGUGAAGCCAGAAUUCGUGCCAAAAAUCCUUGUGUACCACGGCACAGGGAAGAAGGAGGGUUCCAAAUUGAAGGAUUACGGCGUUGUCAUUACCAGUUACGGAGCGAUUGCCAGUGAAUACGAUGCUGAUAAAAAGAAAGCUAAAUCAACUCGCAGCGGUCUUUACUCUCUGAAAUGGCGCCGUAUCGUGCUUGAUGAAGGUCACACUCUCCGAAACCCGCGAUCAAAAGGCGCCCUUGCGGCCUGUCAUUUGGAAGCUGACUCUCGGUGGUCAUUGACAGGAACUCCAAUCAUCAACACCCUCAAAGAUCUCUACUCGCAGAUCCGGUUUCUGCGGCUUUCUGGCGGGUUGGAAGACUUGGCUAUAUUUAACGCCGUCCUUAUUCGUCCGUUGACCAAUGGAGAGACUAUAGGCGCCACCAUUUUGCAAGCUUUGAUGGGCGCGAUCUGCCUGAGACGUCGUAAGGAUAUGGCUUUUGUCAACUUGCGUCUUCCGGAUAUGAAGAUGCAUGUCUUGCGCGUCAAGUUCGAAGACCAUGAGCUCAAGAAAUAUGAAAUGUUCCAGAAUGAGGCGAGGGGUAUGCUUGAUAAGUAUAAGCAUCAAGUUGCUGGUCCCAAUGGAGCUACCACAUACUCGCACGUUCUUGAGGUUCUUCUACGACUGCGUCAAGUCUGCAACCACUGGUCCCUUUGCAAGAACCGUGUGGAUAAAUUGAUGGCACUGCUUGGGGAGAGUGAGAAAAAAGUUGUAGAGCUGACGCCCGAAAACAUCAAGGCUCUUCAAGACAUUUUACAACUUCAAAUUGAAAGUCAAGAAACCUGCGCGAUCUGCCUUGAUGAUCUAUCAGAGCCAGUCAUCACGGCAUGUGCCCAUGCUUUCGAUAAAUCUUGCAUUGAACAAGUCAUUGAAAGGCAGCACAAGUGUCCCCUUUGUCGUGCCGAGCUCAAGGAUACCGGAACCCUCGUCGCACCGGCAACGGAAAUGGGUGAAGACGCUGGCGCGGAUGACGCGGAAGCAGCCGAUGCCAGCGCACCAAGCAGUAAGAUCAAAGCCCUAAUCAAGAUCUUGACCGCAAAAGGCCAGGCAGAACAAACCAAAACAGUCGUCUUCAGCCAGUGGACUUCUUUCCUGGACAUAAUAGAGCCUCAUCUUACAGCCAACGACGUACGCUUUACACGAAUCGACGGAAAACUCAACUCCAAUAAACGAGACCAAGCUAUCGCCGAAUUCUCUAAUGAUCCUAAAUGUAAAGUCUUGCUAGCUAGUUUGAACGUCUGUAGUGUCGGAUUAAACCUUGUUGCAGCAAACCAAGUCAUCUUGUGCGACAGUUGGUGGGCUCCAGCCAUCGAAGACCAAGCCAUCGAUCGUGUUUACCGUCUUGGUCAGACCCGUGAGACGAUGGUUUGGCGUUUGGUCAUGGAAGGUUCGGUUGAGGAUAAUGUGCUCAAGAUUCAAGCGGCAAAACGUGAACUAUCGUCAACUGCGUUGAGUGAAAGGACUGAUAAGAAGAAGGGGGAGAGCACGCAGUCGAGAUUGGCGGAUUUGGAGAAGUUGCUUCGUAGGGCCGAUGAACCCUCGACUCAGGAGGUGAGCAACUAG
Molecule: messenger RNA, 2820 nt
Organism: Talaromyces marneffei
Lineage: Eukaryota; Fungi; Ascomycota; Eurotiomycetes; Eurotiales; Trichocomaceae
Exons: 4
Coding region: 1-2820 (939 amino acids)
Molecular function (GO): zinc ion binding; nucleic acid binding; hydrolase activity, acting on acid anhydrides, in phosphorus-containing anhydrides
Source: RefSeq, a predicted model, not a curated record